Molecule: messenger RNA, 5091 nt
Organism: Hyaloscypha bicolor E
Lineage: Eukaryota; Fungi; Ascomycota; Leotiomycetes; Helotiales; Hyaloscyphaceae
Exons: 9
Coding region: 334-4965 (1543 amino acids)
Molecular function (GO): protein binding
Source: RefSeq, a predicted model, not a curated record
CGCGAGAAAGGUCAAAUAAAUGUCCCACUUUGACCUGGGACCUUGAAAAUGAGUGCCGCUUUUUCUCUCCACCGUGAGCCCGAAACAACGCCUUUCCAUGACUUCGAAUCUCUUGGCAGGGUACAACAAUCUUCAAACUCAGAUAUUCGGCCCCCAAAUGAUCAGCCACGCUGAUAAGAUAAAUGACACCUUACCCCGCAGCGAUGUCAAGUCUCUCGAACUGUGUUUCAAUUCCAAAAUCCCAUUCCUCGACUUGUUCGAUCUAGACAUAACCCCGCCCCGUCCUACCAUCUAAGCCACUUACAUAGCGAGUCUCUCCUCAAGCUGCCUAAUAUGGCAACACAAGAAUCACCAGAGGAUGUCAACCAACUCUGGGAAUCCGCGCUUGCAGAGUACGCCAAAGACACGACGGGCAAAGACAAAGAUGCCAUUAACCUCGACGCCCUUCUCGGCCCUGGCAAAAGCCUCACCUCCCCGGACGAACUACUCGCGCAGAUCGAGGCAUCAGGCCAAUCACUCAAGGAUUUCCGGAGCAAGCGGGGAAAGCUGUGGGACACGCUCAAGCUCUUCGUCUCGCCGCUGGCUGCGGUGCUGAAAAUCGCCAUCACGCCCAGCUCGGUGGGGGAGUUUGGGAUUCCCGUUAGUGCUGUGCUGGGUGCUUGCUUGCAUUUAGUUUUGAGCUGCGAAAGAGUAUCCGAGGCAUUCGAUUGGAUUGAGCAAGUCUUCCAUGACAUGCGCGAGUUCUCCGAGCGCUUGGAAGUUUAUGCUCGGAGAAAGAUCGAUCCUCUACUAAAGAAGCAAGUUAUGGGCAUCUUAGCUUUUAUUCUCAAACUUAUCGGACGGUCAGAGUACUUGAUUAGAAAAGGCUAUUUUCGCGAGUAUCUUCGAGUUGCCUUCCUAGGCAAAGAUGAGAAGACUAAGAAACUUGUUGAAGAAGUAAACAAGCUCUUUGGCAGUGAGCAGAGGUUGGUGGUGGCCAUUACCGGUGACACUGCUUCCAGAAUUGAGGAAAAAGUUGAGGGCAACACUCGCAAGAUAGAGGAAAUUGGGGAGUCCAUGACCAAAGUUCUCGACACAUUGAAAGAGACUGAAGAGAAAGAGACUUCUGUGGAAAUUGAAGGCAGGCUCCGGCGUAUUUUCUGCAACACGUCUGCACCAGAAGAUGUAGAAGAUACAUACGUUCGAAACAGGGGCACUUUACUCCAUGGUACUGGAGCAUGGCUCAAAGACGAGGACCUCUUCAGAUCCUGGAUCGAACACACGGCCACAAUCCUCUGGAUCUUUGGCGGUCCCGGAGCAGGAAAAUCCUAUCUCUCAACAUGGAUCAUAAAACAACUACGCCAAGAAGACAUCCCCAAAGAACAGCGCAAAGCCGCAUAUAUAGCCUACUUCUUCGUGAAAGAAAACAACGAAGCCCUGCGCGAUGCGAACAAUAUCCUCAAGACUCUUGCUUGGCAACUCAUUUGGCAGGACCCGCACUUCAAACAACACGCUGGAGAAGUCUGCAAGCAGAGAGCGCUGACCAUCACUGCCAAGGAUACGUGGGAGAAUCUGUUCCUCGGCUACUAUUGCCGCGAAGAUGGACGUACUGAUGCCCCAUUUACCUCCAUCGUCAUCGAUGGUCUCGAUGAAGCGACCGCUGCGACCCAGCUCGUGCUUCUGCAGUUCCUGGCGGGCCUCGCCUCUGUCUCGAAGUCUUUCCGACCCAGAAUCCAGUUCGCGGUAGUGGGACGCACCACUCUCCAAGAAGAUGCCCAGAUCACACAGGAAAAGAUCUACUAUAUCCAGGUAACGAAGUUGAAGAACCAGGACGACAUCGAUAGCUAUAUCCGCAAGCGGCUGGAAGAUGUCGAGGUCCUGAAAGUGAUGCGGGAAAAGGGGCCGACGGGUUUAGAUGGAGCCAACAAGAUGGGUGCAAGAAUCAGAAAGAAAGUUCUCAACGGCGCAGAUGGUGUUUUCCUCUGGGCAAAGCUGCUCCUAGACACCAUCGUUCGGAAAGAUGUACCACAGAUAGAGCGGAUCCUGAAGGAGCCGCCCGGAAACCUCGAUGAUAUGAUCGCGUCGGUUUUUGAACGCCUGGCCAAGGAUGAGGAGAUUGACCACGCAGUGCUGAGAAAAAUGCUCGUGCUCAUGGCCUACGCCCAGCGACCGUUGAGGUUUGGCGAGUUGAAUCUCUUUCUGAGCCUGCCGAACAGAAAACCGCUCUUCUUGCUCUGGAAACAGACGAGGGGAAAGCUCUCGUCUGUAUUUCAAUUGAAAUUUCCAAAGAACUUCGACCCAGACGAAAAGACGAGUCGUAGCGAAGGCGAAAUAGGUGGUGAGGGUGCUGAACCAAACGAUGAAGACAGCGCUCACGGUGCCAAAGAAGAAACAGACAGUGGCCAUGAAGGACUCGGCGCGUUUGACUUCAGUGGCGACCGGGACGAUGAUGAUACCGAAAAUACCUCCGAUGAUGAUGAUAUCUUCAGCACCAUCGCUGAUCACAACCUGCAAAGCCAAAUAAAUAACGGGGAAGACGGAGAUGAAUUUAUACGUGAGCUUUCCGACGAACAGCUCCAAACAGAAAGCGUCAAGGACUAUCUGAAUGCAAUUAUGCAUCACCUUUCCGACCCACAGCUCCAAACAGAAAUAGCAUUCUCCCACGCGCGCAUCAAAGAUUACCUUGUUGGUGCUGCUCGUCCGGGAACACGACAAAUGCCUGGUUGUAUCGCGGUUCCUCAGGAGCAAAGGGCACACGUUGAGAUAGCCAUGAUCUGCCUCGAUGUAAUGCGACUGGAAAUCUCGCUGCAAGAUGAGCGUAAAUACCUGGUAGACUACCCUGCACGGUAUCUAAUGCUGCACUUGGAGAAGAUCGAUAGCGAGUGUGUAUUAGACGAGGACUUCGGUCGAAUAGUCAACGGACUCUACUGGCUCUUCGGGACUGAGACAGGUGCGAAGUGCUUGAUCAACGCCAACCAGGAGUAUGACGAUUUCCAUUCCAGCAAAGAUGCUUUCUUUCAGAUGUGGACUGCAACGGAUCAGUAUCUGCGCAUGGUACAGCGCUGGUUCGGUGAAGUCGAAAAGCGUGGUAUGGGACACCUCGAAGACGUGGACUCAACAGCGAGUACAUGGGCGAAGACUGCUGCUGGAAGCUUGAAAGACCUUCUCAAGCCUGCAAUGAUGGCGUCGAGCAGGAUUUGGCUGACGAAGCCGGGGUUUUCUCGCUCAGACUAUUCCGAUAAAGACGAGUUUGCCCUCUGGAUUUUGUACGGUUGGUCAUGUUUGGUCGAGACUGGCUCCGUAGCUAGCAUACAGCCGUGGAACUUUUGGGCUCUUUCACCAGAAAGCCUGGAGAACUUGGCGAAUUGGGCAGGACUCGAGCACGAUGUACACUGGCAUACGUGUCUCGGUUGGGCCAUGAUGGAUGGAGGCUUCUAUCUGGAAGCAAUCUCACAAUACAAUGAAGCGCUUGCUCAGUAUCCUCAAGCAUGGGUCGCGCUUGAAGGUCUCGCACGGUGCCACGGUGGUCUGAACGAGUACCAACUGGCCAUCGACGUGAUGAAGAAGGCCGUUGAAGCGAUUCCCGAGUCGUCCAAGUCCAUUAGCAGCUACCUAUACACACGCAUCAUGACCUGGGGAUCCCAGAUUGGUGACGAUGAGUUGGCCUAUGAAGCUGCGAUGAAAGGAAUCGAUGCUGACUCGUCAAAUCUUGACGCCCAGUUGAGGUUUUUCGAGGCUCUUCAUGCGCGAGGCGAGUCGGAGAGGAUUGUGAGGACUAUUCAGUGGCUCAAUGAUUUGACAAGCGUUAAUCAGGAUUACACCUGGCUCGUCCGCUUUCUCAUUUCGGGCAGAGAUGCUUUUGUAGAGAUGGGAAAAGCAUGUCGAGAAGAAGGCCGACCGGCGGAGAUAGUGGAGGCCAUGGAUGAGGCGCUGCGACAAAUUGAUCUGGUUGGUGAUCGGUGGAUGAAAGUCUGGCUGCCGCUGCAAGUGGCGGAAUUCCGCUACAAAUUCUACGGGCAAGAGGCAGAGUUCAUCAAAUCGGCAGAGAACUUUUUGGAGAGAUUGCGACGAGAGACGCCCAAAUUUCGAGCCGAUUAUAACGAUUUUGAGAUAAAUAGGAAACGAAUUACUAAUAAGCUGGCACAGCUCUAUUUCGACUUCGCAGUUGCUGCAUGGGACGAUGGGAAAGGGGUCGCCAAAGCAAGCGUCUUCGCUCAUAAGCUCAAAAUAUUAGCAGUAAGUGUCCCAACGAGUUUUGCGGAUUCUUACGAAGGAUUCGACUUUUUCCGUCCAGACUACCCUGCACUGCUCUGGGGUCGUUGGCAAAGAGACUAUAAGCACGCAGUGGAAAGAAUAUGGAGAAAAAGCUUCAGGGUAAGACUGCUCGAGGAGAUGAACAGUCUGGAUGAUGACGAUCCGACCAAUGAUGUGAGUGGGAUGGGUAGUCUGGCUAUCAGCUUGUUUCAUGCUGGUGACCGAAGAGAUGCCGCAGCGAUUUUGGCCAUUCUAUACAAGCCCCUGGAACAUUUGAUAGCCAAGACGAAGGUCGGGGGAGAGGAGGGGCCGGAAGAAGGAAAGGUUCUGGAAAAGGGAAAGGGGGAGACGGGAGUCAACGACCCACAAGCGCAAUUGGAGGCGCUAUCAGUCAAACAAGCUGGACGUGGUCUGCCUCUCGAAAUCAAGGACAGUUGGGGGUAUUUGUGCGACAAUUGCCGUCGCGAUGCGAGCGAGGCUGCAGAAAUGUAUUUCUGUGAGGUAUGUCACGACCUCAACUGGUGUGGCGAAUGCCUAGUCAAGGUGAGAGAUCCGAACAUUACGCCGGGAUUGAGAGAACACUGGUGUAAUCCGAACCAUGAUUUCUAUCGUGCGUGGCCGAUUCCAGACGAGGCGAGGGACUUGGCAGCAGAGUAUCUAGACGGGGCCAUUGAGUUAAGGAGGGAGUGGUUAGAGAGACUGAGGGGCGAAUGGUUGAGUGCUGGUGUAUGAAGUGAUAUCGAGUCGAUGAGUGAUUUCGUUAAUUCGAUAUCGAGAGAAGCACCAUAUGAAUGAGAUCCAUUGUGAGCGACCUUAUCUCGAGUAUCACCAUACUCAAUCAAGCAGUCAGCGAUCCGG